Ostertagia ostertagi is the source of this 708-nucleotide messenger RNA. The record is from the annotation of a GenBank genome assembly. NCBI's taxonomy places the organism in Eukaryota, Metazoa, Nematoda, Chromadorea, Rhabditida, Trichostrongylidae.
AUGGUAACGCGACGACCUCAACGUGCCGCCAAUCUGUUGCUGGCACAGUUUUGCACAUUUAUAGAUAAGAUUAUCGAACAUUACGUGUUCCUCUCUGAGGGUGUACAUACAGCUGAGUUAGAGUUGAAAAUACGGCAACAAACAGAACGCGAUGAGCGACGGUUACGGCUGAUGCGUCAAGAACAGGACCGAGUGAACAGCGAAAUAGCCGCUCUUGAUCGAAGAUCGGUAACUGGCACGAUAACUGGUAACGGUGAUCUUCGUCGGGACACUCUUCACAACUUUUGCCGAAGAUCACGCACAACUGAGGAAGAGGAGCACAAGCCUGAGUCUAGGCCAAAAACGCCGUCAUCUCAUUCGCCAUCCGUGUCCGAUACGCAAUCUCCGGCUGCUGAUUCACCUCACCCUUCUGUAUCUCAUAUGUCUUCCGAUGUCUUCGGACCAUCUCCUGCGCCUUUACCUCAUCCGUUGCCAAAGCCUGCUCGUAAUCAAGUCGCACCUCUGAACGGUGAUUUACAGCCUAUGCCAGCUCCCCGAAACCUUGACAUCUUCACUAUUGAAGGAUCGAAGGAAAUCGAUACAGUAAUUCCAGAAGCAGCAGGUAUAGAGAAACAUCUGAGAAGGAUGCGCCGAAUUCAGGAAGGACUGCGUAGAAGAGCAGAAGAAAUGAAGUUGAAAAGCGAGGAAAUUCAGAUAGAGACACUGUGA